Molecule: messenger RNA, 711 nt
Organism: Adineta steineri
Lineage: Eukaryota; Metazoa; Rotifera; Eurotatoria; Adinetida; Adinetidae
Source: the annotation of a GenBank genome assembly
AUGUCGGUUAAAGAAGAACAAUUACAAGAAAUUGAAGCAAUUACUUCAAUCUAUCCCGAUGAAAUUACAGUACUAUCGGAGGAUCCUUAUCCUGAAUUCACACUCGAAAUAAAACCAACAACAGAUGAUGAAGAUGAAUUUAAACCUUAUCUUCAACUUCAAGUAAAAUUUCAUGCUAAUUAUCCAGAUCAAUCACCAGAAAUAACAAUUGCCGAUUCAGCUAAUAUUGAUGACAUAGCAUCGAUUGAAAGUGAGAUACAAAAAAUUUGUGAAGAGAAUUUAGGUAUGCCGGUUAUAUUUACAUUGGCUAGUCAUCUCUCUGAACAAUUAAGUGUUCAAGCUGAAACUCGACAAACACGUAUUCGCGAAAAUAUUGAACGAAAAAUACGUGAAGAAGAAGAAAUUGAACAAAAACGUUUCUUAGGUACAUGUGUUAGUGUUGAAACAUUUAUAACAUGGAAAGUUAAAUUUGAUGCUGAACAAGCUGAAUUAAAACAAAAAGUUAAAGUUGAUGAAACAGAAGCCAAAAAAUUAACUGGUCGACAAUUAUUCGAAAAAGAUCGUUCACUUUAUGAUUCCGAUAUUAAAUUUAUAUCCGGUGAAGGUGGUGAAGCUGUUGAAGUCGAUGAAUCUUUAUUCGAAGAUAUGCUUGAUUUAGAAUUAGAUGAAUCAGCUACGAUUGGCAUCGAUCUGUCCGAUGUUGAUCAAUAG